GUUAGGUCAGUCACGCGGUGAUUUCGUAGCCUGUCGAAGCACGCCGGUAACACGACAUGGAUAGUAGCAAAGGAAGUUCGAAGGAAGGUGGUGAGUUUUCAGACUCCGGAGAGCUUCAUGAUUCAAAGUGUGAAAAUCCUAAACUAAGUGCUUUGCAUGAAUACCACCUUCUACCUGCUCCGGUUAAACGGCGGGUUCGGGCACUUAAAAAACUGCAGUAUGAAACCCUGAAAAUCGAUGCCGACUUCUAUAAAGAGCUUUUUGCACUGGAAGCUAAGUAUGAUGUACAGCACCAGCAAAUAUUCUCGAAACGGCGAGAUAUUGUUUCAGGUGACAUCGAACCCGCGGACGAGGAUUGCGAUUGGCCUACCGACGAUGACGAUUUAUGCUUAGACAAUUUAUCAGAAAAAUUAAAAAGCACAGCCAAUGUCACCAAAGAUAUUAAUAAUAGCAAUAAAGAUUCCCUGAGCGAAGUUAAAGGUGUACCAGACUUCUGGCUGAAAACUCUGGAAAACAUAUCGUUAUUUGAGGAAAUGGUACAAGAUCAUGAUCGUGAUAUUCUCAAGCACUUAACAGACCUCAAAUGUGUCCUAAAUACCGGCGAAGAGUCAGGAUUUACAUUGGAAUUUUACUUCUCACCAAAUAAAUACUUCACUAAUAGCGUAUUGACUAAAAGAUAUUAUUUCAACUACGACAUACCUAAUGAAGAUCCUUUUGGAUACGAAGGGCCGGAAAUUGUUCGCGCUAAAGGUUGUGUUAUUAACUGGAAUCCAGGAAAAAAUGUAACUGUAAAACUUGUUAAGAAGGUUCAAAAACGCAAAAGUGGAGGUGCUAAAAGAACGGUAACAAAAAGUGUUCGGGAAGACUCUUUUUUCAAUUUCUUCGAUCCUCCUGCAGAAACUCUUUCCGAUGACUUGGAUGAAGAUACCGAAAUGCUUUUAGAGUCUGACUUCAAGCUUGGUCAGUUUUUAAGGGAAAGUGUUAUUCCGAAAGCUGUACUCUACUUCACUGGUGAGGCAGUUGAUUCCGAGUUUGAUGAUGAUGAUGAGGACGAUGAUGAUGAUGACGACUUAGAUGAUGAAGAUUUAAGUGAUGAAGAUGAAGACGAUAAGGAUGAAGAACAUGAAAAAGAGAACUCUCAUCUACAUUCAUGUCGCGGACGGCAUCAUCGUGCCCCAAAUCGACCGAAAUCUAAUCAAAACACUGGAGAAAAACAAGAAUGCCCACAACAAUAGAUCUCUUGCUAUGCUUGUCAAUGUGACCUGAUGUAUCCUUACAUACUUAUUAAGCAUACGUGUACUUCAAUGCAUUUUAAGCCUUUUUUGUGAUCGCACAUUUACAGAAUAAACUAUCC
Molecule: messenger RNA, 1354 nt
Organism: Schistosoma turkestanicum
Lineage: Eukaryota; Metazoa; Platyhelminthes; Trematoda; Strigeidida; Schistosomatidae
Source: the annotation of a GenBank genome assembly